GAGCCUCGUGUGCCAGCCGCAGCCCCACACCUGCCGGGAUGUCCGGACAAAUAAAGCGGUGUAAACAAAAAAGGGGGAGAUGGACGUGUCACCAAGUCGUGUGAGAAAAGCCUGGGAACAAACGGGGCGCCUUCGUCUCCAAGAGCUCUCCCUUGAACCCGGCGGAACAGCCUAUUAAAGGCUUAAUUACUUUAAUGACUCUGGACAGGCUUUAAAACGCACUCGGCGCUGGGACGGCGGGCUUGCUGGGAUUUGUAAACAGGCGAUCCUGUGAGACUCAGCGGUGCGACUAAAGGAGGCGACACUGUUUUGUGAGGGCCCUCGCCCCCUGGUGCCCGCGGCCACUGCGCCCCUGCGCUCCGCGCCCGCGACUGCUGCAGGCGCUCGCUGGCCCGCCGGCUCCAGUUUACCGCCUCCUUUUCCCGCCCGGGGCUGUUGCCAUGCUAAUGUCAUUCCCAGCCGAUCACGUGUCCUUUGAAGGGCCACGUGGAUUAACAAAACUGACCUGCCCCCAGCUCACCCCCCUUGGCUGCUAAUUUUUUUUCUUAACUUCUUUAAAACUGAUCUUGAAUGCAUACAUCCUCCAAACGCAGAUCCCCUAAUCCUAUGGAAUAAUUCAACUCGUGAAUGCACUUGGAGUCCUAGAUGACCGCUUUAUAAGGCAGCCCCUCAGAUUUGGGAGGCCUCAGUCUACCUGAGACACUCGAAGAGGCGGAAAGUGGACGUGUGCCUCGCACCAGCGCCUCUCCCGAGGGCGCGCACUGACCGGGAUGUCAGACAAGCUCAAGGACCGAAAAAGAACUCCGGUUUCUCAUAAAGUGAUAGAAAAGCGGAGGAGGGACCGGAUCAACCGCUGUUUGAAUGAGCUGGGCAAGACGGUACCGAUGGCCCUGGCGAAGCAGAGUUCCGGGAAGCUGGAGAAGGCGGAGAUCCUAGAGAUGACCGUUCAGUACCUGAGAGCUCUGCAUUCAUCGGAUUUUCCCCGAGGAAGGGAAAAAGCAGAACUUCUAGCGGAGUUCGCCAAUUACUUUCACUACGGCUACCACGAGUGCAUGAAGAACCUGGUGCAUUACCUCACCACGGUGGAGAGGAUGGAGACCAAGGACACCAAGUACGCGCGCAUCCUCGCCUUCCUGCAGUCCAAGGCCCGCCUGGGCGCAGAGCCCGCCUUCUCCCCGCUGGCUUCGCUCCCGGAGCCCGAUUUCUCCUAUCAGCUGCACUCGGCUGGGCCGGAGUUCGCGGGCCACACCCCCAGCGAGGCCGCGGUGUUCCCGCAGGGCGCUGCCCCAGGGACUUUCCCCUGGCCUCACGGCGCUGCCCGAAACCCCGCGCUACCCUACCUGCCCAGCGCGCCGGUGCCACUUUCGAGCCCGGCGCAGCAGCACAGCCCUUUCCUGGCGCCGGUGCAGGGCCUGGACCGCCACUACCUCAACCUGAUCGGCCACACCCACCCCAACGCCCUCAACCUGCACACGCCCCAGCAUCCCCCGGUGCUCUGACGCCCAGUGCCCGACGGCUGGCUGCGCUUGGGCGCCGCUUAGGAGACGUGUAUAUAUUGUACAUGUGUAAAUAUUGUGUCCACACAAAACCGGGGGUGGGGGAGAAGACCAAAAGCGAAAUAGUCUUCUGAAGAAUCUCCUCUUCCGAAUAAAUCUUUCCUGAAAGACCCA
Molecule: messenger RNA, 1670 nt
Organism: Heterocephalus glaber (naked mole-rat)
Lineage: Eukaryota; Metazoa; Chordata; Mammalia; Rodentia; Bathyergidae
Gene: Helt
Product: helt bHLH transcription factor
Biological process (GO): regulation of DNA-templated transcription
Molecular function (GO): DNA binding; protein dimerization activity
Source: RefSeq, a predicted model, not a curated record